This is a messenger RNA of Micropterus dolomieu (smallmouth bass), 1641 nucleotides long. Its product is annotated as chloride transport protein 6-like. The transcript is spliced from 5 exons. The coding region runs from base 15 to 944 and encodes 309 amino acids. Gene Ontology annotation, molecular function: voltage-gated chloride channel activity. The record is from RefSeq and is a predicted model, not a curated record. NCBI's taxonomy places the organism in Eukaryota, Metazoa, Chordata, Actinopteri, Centrarchiformes, Centrarchidae. Gene Ontology annotation, biological process: transmembrane transport; chloride transport. Gene Ontology annotation, cellular component: lysosomal membrane; intracellular membrane-bounded organelle.
UUAGGAAACUGGGAAUGGACAUCUACUCGGGGACGUUUGCGCUCAUCGGAGCUGCCGCCUUCCUUGGAGGUGUGGUCAGAAUGACCAUCAGUCUGACUGUCAUCCUAAUCGAAUCCACCAACGAAAUCACAUACGGGCUGCCCAUUAUGAUCACACUAAUGGUUGCUAAGUGGACGGGAGAUUUCUUCAACAAGGGCAUCUAUGACAUCCACAUCCAGCUGAGAGGAGUGCCGCUGCUGGAGUGGGAGACAGAGAUCGAGAUGGACAAGCUGACUGCCAGUGACAUCAUGGAGCCCAACCUCACCUACGUGUACCCCCACACCCGGGUCCAGUCUCUGGUCAGCAUCCUGCGAACCACUGUCUACCACGCCUUCCCCGUGGUCACUGAGAACCGGCAGAACGAGCGGGACUUCAUGAAGGGGAACAUCCUGGUCAGCAACAACAUCCGCUUCAAGAAGUCCAGCGUGAUGUCCCGUGCAGGGGAGCAACGGCGGCGCUGCCAGUCCAUGAAGUCGUACCCGUCCAGUGAGCUGAGGAACGUCUGUGAUGAGCAGAGCGCCGCGGUGGAGCCGGCCGAGGAGGGCGAGGACCUGCUGCAGCAGAUGUUGGAGAGGAGGCACGCUCCCUACCCCAACCUCUACCCAGAUCAGUCCCCCAGCGAGGAGUGGACCAUGGAGGAGCGCUUCAGACCGCUCACCUUCCACGGCCUCAUCCUGCGCUCACAGCUGGUCAACCUGCUCAUCAGGGGGGUCUGCUACACUGAGAACCAGUCGGUCAGACACACACACACACACACACACACACACACACACACACACACACACACACACACACACACACACACACACACACACACAGGUAAGACUCAUUUUAAUCAGGGUUCCCGCGGGGUCUUAAAAGUAUUUAAAAGGGUGGUGAUGGAGCAGUGGAUGCCUUUGGUGUGAGAAACCAGGGUUCAAAUCCCCCCUGUACACUUAACCCCUCGUUGCUCCAAAGGCGUGUGACCUAUGACAUAUAUAGCAAAUUUAAUAUUCUAAAAAUAAAAAAUAAACCUUAAAAGUGUUAAAUUUCAUUUUCAUUUUUCUUGUCGUUUCAUAAGAUUACAUAAAUGCGGUAACAUCAUAAAUAAAUAUCUUAUGUGUGUUUGACUUUAGAAUUUACUAGAUGUGACUCGGAUGUGAUACGACAGUACAGAUAACGUUACUGUUUACGUCAGUGUUUAGCUUUACACUGUGGACUGUGCACGAAUCAGUCAGUUGUUAGGAAAGAAAAGAAAACGUCUCUGAUGUGCUACUAACAAGCUUGUUAGCUCGUUGACUCAGAAUGUGCAAGUGUCUGAAGUUCAGAAGGCCAGAAAUGCGGACAAGUUGGUGGACGAGGCUGAGGGCAGUGGCGCUGAGGUUAGCGCAACAAGCAGAUUGGCGUGCGAGUCAGUCACAGAAUGGCGAGCGGUAAUGAAACAGUGGAGCUGGAAGACCUGUCUGCAGGUUCCUGAUCAGUUAACGUUACAACAGCAGCAGAGAAAGUUGUGUAUGAGAUGAGGACUGUCUGUGUGUUGGCGUUGUAGGGUAACGUUAUGUGAAUGGAAACAUCCAACAUGCUAAUGCACAUUAAACUACAUCACCCAGAUGCGCCGAUCAC